This is a messenger RNA of Nerophis lumbriciformis (worm pipefish), 2298 nucleotides long. The record is from RefSeq and is a predicted model, not a curated record. NCBI's taxonomy places the organism in Eukaryota, Metazoa, Chordata, Actinopteri, Syngnathiformes, Syngnathidae.
UAGUUAUGACGUAGUCGUAGCACCUGACCACAAAGAUGAACUUUAGCAAUACGGCGUCGUUAUUGUGUUUAUAUUUGCGCCUACGUCACGUCGAUAGUCCGUCAUUCUAGAUAUGUGUUUAUUUGCAUAACACAAAGCAAUAAACGUCGAUAUUUCAUCGUUCGUGUCAGGAUAAGUCGUCUCUCCUUCACGCUAGCUUAGCUCGCUAGCUUAGCUUAGCAUCGCUAGCUGCUAAAAAAAAAAGAGACAGAGCGGAAGUGAUCGACAGGUCGCUAAAGUGUUGUGAUUGUGUGAAAAUGUGCAAAGUAGGAAUGCUGAGAGUGUUGGUGAAGCAGCGACUAACUGCUGCCGUUGAAGAAAUAUUUGUAGUGUUAGAAAGAACGAUAGCAGAAUACGAGGAGGAACUUUCUAGAACAAAAGAGGAGAACGAGCGACAACGUCAACUACUGGACGCUAUCUUCAACAAACAUCAAGUUGUGUCACACAGAAAAGACGAUUCCAGGGUGAAGCGGGAGAAACCUCUGCAGCCCCUCAUUAAAGAGGAAAUGCUGGGAGAGCAUCUUGAAGGACUGGAGACCUUCCCGGCCAUCGGUGUCAUUGUGAAGAGUGAAGAUGACGAGGUCAGAGGUGAAAGUGAAGAGGAGCCUCCAAGCAGCAGCUCAACGCAACACGUGGCAACAGAAGCUGAUGGAGACCACAGUGGAGGAUCAGAAGACCACCUCAUUGCUCCACUGUCAGAUAACGUCCGCGGAGAACAUCUUCCUCCUCAGCAGCAGGAGUGGAGCUCCAGGAUGGAGCAGGAGGAGCCACAGCCCUGCCACUUCAAAGAGGAAGAGGAGGACCACAGCAUCAGUCAUCUGGAAGGAUUGGAGGAGUUCCCAAUGAUCCGUGUGGUCGUGAAGAGUGAAGAAGAUGAGGUCAAAGGUGAAAGUGAGGAGAGGAGAGAGGCGGAGAGACCAAGCAGCAGCUCAACACAACACAUGACAAGAGAAGGUGAUGGUGGAGGAUCACAAGCAGACUUAGCUCCACUGUCAGAUAGUGAGGACACGACAUCGCCUGACACCGAUGAUGAAGACGUAAAAGCUGGCACGACGUGUCACACUGACAACACACGCUUUCAAUGCUCUCAAUGUGACAAAAUAUUUGGCAACAAGAAAAAUCUGACAAGACACACGAGAUCUCACACUGGGAAAAAACCCUUCAGCUGCUCGGUGUGCGGUAAAAGCUUUUCUAUCAAGGGAGGUUUGACCGCACACACACGGACACACACAGGGGAGAAACCCUUCCUUUGCUCAGUGUGCGGUAAAAGCUUCUCUUUAAGAGGUAACCUGUUGAUGCACGCGAGGACACACACCGGAGAGAGACCGUUUUCCUGCUCAAUCUGCAACUCGACUUUCGGAGUCCACGCGGUGUUGAUCAAACACAUGCGAACGCACACAGGAGAGAAACCUUUUGCCUGCUCGUUCUGCGGCAAAAGAUUUGCCGAAAGUUCCCAUUUGAUAACCCACGUGAGGUCGCACACCGGCGAGAAGCCUUUUUCCUGCUCAGUCUGCCAAACCAGCUUCAGCGACCGCUCGGGAUUGGUGAAGCACACGAGAACGCACACCGGGGAGAAACCGUUCACCUGCUCGGUCUGCGGCAAAAAGUUCUCCAUCAAGGGACACAUGAAAACGCACGAGAGGACGCACACGGGGGAAAAACCAUAUUCCUGCUCGUUCUGUAACAAAGGUUUUGCAGACCGAUCGGCGUUUGUCCGCCACACCAGAACGCACACGGGCGAGAAAGUCUUCGGUUGCAGUGUGUGUGACGAAAGGUUCUCUUACAAGUAUCAAGUAGCCAAUCACAAGUGUGCAGGCGACAACAACAGCAGUCAUUAACGCUGCUGGACGUCGUCACUGGGACUUAUUUGUGCUGGAAAUAUCACUUUGUAUUUCACUGAAAUAUUAUUUGAAUGGAAACAGUACAAAAAUGUGUAUUUUAUUUUGGUUAAAUGGACGUACCUUAUUGUGUAGAGCACUCCACAGAAUGUAAUGUUGCUACUACGCUGUUUUUCAGUAAUACACUAUAUUGCCAAAAGUAUUUGGCCACUCACAUAUGAAGUUGAAGUGCCAUCCCAUUCCUAACCCAUAGGGUUCAAUAUGACCUUUUGCAGCUAUUACAGCUUCAACUCUUCUGGGAAGGCUGUCCACAAGGUUGCAGAGUGUCUUUAUAGCAAUUUUCCACCAUUCUUCCAAAAGUGCAUUGGUGAGGUUGGUGGAGAAGGCCUGGCUCUCAGUCUCCCUUCUAAUUCAUCCCAAA